AUGGGAAAAAACGUUUUGUUACUAGGAUCUGGUUUUGUUGCACAACCAGUCAUCGACACACUCGCUGCUACCGAUGACAUCAAUGUCACUGUCGCAUGUAGAACAUUAGCCAAUGCGCAAGCUUUGGCCAAGCCUUCUGGCUCCAAAGCUAUUUCAUUGGACGUUACCGAUGAUGAUGCUUUAGACAAGGUUUUGGCUGAUAAUGAUGUUGUCAUCUCAUUAAUUCCAUACACUUUCCAUCCAAAUGUGGUGAAGAGUGCCAUCAGAACUAAGACCGAUGUGGUUACUUCGUCUUAUAUUUCUCCUGCACUAAAGGAAUUGGAACCAGAGAUCGUAAAGGCAGGUAUUACUGUCAUGAACGAAAUCGGGUUGGACCCAGGUAUCGACCAUUUGUAUGCGGUCAAGACUAUAGACGAAGUCCACAGAGCUGGCGGUAAGCUAAAGUCCUUCUUGUCAUACUGCGGUGGGCUGCCAGCACCUGAAGAUUCUGAGAAUCCAUUGGGAUACAAAUUCUCAUGGUCAUCCAGAGGUGUGCUGUUGGCUUUGAGAAACUCUGCUAAAUAUUGGAAAGACGGUAAAAUUGAGACAGUCUCUUCCGAAGAUUUGAUGGCUACCGCUAAACCUUACUUCAUCUACCCUGGUUAUGCGUUUGUUUGCUACCCAAAUAGAGAUUCUACCCUUUUCAAAGAGCUAUACCACAUUCCAGAAGCUGAAACUGUCAUUAGAGGUACUUUGAGAUACCAAGGGUUUCCAGAGUUUGUUAAGGCUUUAGUCGACAUGGGUAUGUUGAAGGACGACGCUAACGAAAUCUUCAGUAAGCCAAUUGCUUGGAACGAAGCUUUGAGACAAUAUUUGGGUGCCAAAUCCGCUUCAAGAGAAGAUUUGAUUGCUGCCAUCGACUCAAAAGCCAACUGGAAGGACGAUGAAGACAGAGAGAGAAUUCUAUCCGGGUUUGCUUGGUUGGGUUUGUUCUCCGAUGUGAAAACCACACCAAGAGGCAAUGCUUUAGAUACCCUAUGUGCACGUCUAGAAGAAUUGAUGCAAUAUGAAGACGGUGAAAGAGACAUGGUCGUCCUGCAACACAAAUUCGGCAUCGAAUGGGCUGAUGGAACUACCGAAACGAGAACAUCUACUUUAGUCGACUAUGGGAAAAUCGGUGGCUACAGUUCUAUGGCUGCCACCGUCGGUUAUCCAGUGGCAAUUGCAACCAAGUUCGUCUUGGAUGGUACAAUCAAGGGACCAGGCCUAAUAGCACCAUACUCACCAGAGAUCAACGACCCAAUCAUGAAGGAAUUAAAGGAUAAGUACGGUAUUUAUCUAAAGGAAAAAACGGUGGCUUAA
Messenger RNA from Saccharomyces kudriavzevii IFO 1802, 1341 nucleotides. It is a transcript of the gene LYS9, whose product is annotated as saccharopine dehydrogenase (NADP+, L-glutamate-forming). Gene Ontology annotation, molecular function: saccharopine dehydrogenase activity. Gene Ontology annotation, cellular component: cytoplasm. The coding region runs from base 1 to 1341 and encodes 446 amino acids. The transcript has a single exon. NCBI's taxonomy places the organism in Eukaryota, Fungi, Ascomycota, Saccharomycetes, Saccharomycetales, Saccharomycetaceae. The record is from RefSeq and is a predicted model, not a curated record.